UCACUUCUCACAGACUCGCUUCACUCGGACAGCUGCGUAGCGGCCGCUCUCACGUUCUGUCUUCUUCGGCCCCCGCCAAUGUCGUCGCCGCGCUUUAUCACAGAGUCCGAGGCGGCACUCCAUCGCUCGCAGGAGUCCUGCUGGCUCAUCUCGUCCGGUAAAGUUUACGAUGUGACGGGAUUCUUACGCAUGCACCCCGGAGGGAAAGCGCUGAUCCUCGAGCGGGCCGGCAGCGACGUGAGCCGGGUGAUGGACGGGCCGCCGCACCGCCACUCGCUGAACGCCAGGCGCUGGCUGGAGCAGUACUGUAUUGGCCAACUGGCCGGGACGCAGGAAGCAACGCAGAGACAGACAGAAGGCACGGGACACGAGGUGGCCAGUGGAAAUGUAGAACAGGACUUAGUGGACUGGCAGAAGCCGCUCUUGUGGCAAGUGGGGCGCCUGGGUGAGAAGUACGACGAGUGGGUUCACCAGCCGGUUGACCGGCCCAUCCGCCUCUUCUACUCGGACUUCAUUGAGUCCUGCUCCAAGACCUCCUGGUAUGUGGUGCCAGUUGUGUGGCUCCCUCUAGUGGCCUAUCUCAGCUACUUCUGCUAUACUUCAAUGUCCCAGGACAGCACCCGCCUCACAGACAGGUUUGCAUUCCCACACAAGUGGGCCUUCCCCUUCCUCUUCCUGCUGGGAAUGUUCAUCUGGACCCUGGUGGAGUACCUGAUUCACCGCUACGUGUUCCACAUGAGGCCACCAGCCAGCAACUACUUCCUCAUCACGCUGCACUUCAUGCUGCACGGCCAGCACCACAAGUCCCCCUUUGACAGCUCCCGCCUGGUCUUCCCUCCCAUCCCAGCCUCCUUGGUCAUCGGGUUUUUCUAUGGCCUUCUGCAGCUGCUUUUGCCCAAAGCUGUUGGUAUCUCGUUAUUUGUGGGGGGCCUCUUUGGCUACGUGCUGUACGACAUGAUCCACUACUACCUGCACUACGGAUCUCCCUCCAAGGGCAGCUACCUGUAUGACCUGAAGACCUACCACGUCAAGCACCACUUCGAGCACCAGCGCCUGGGCUUUGGCAUCACCACCAAGUUCUGGGACUACCCGUUCAAGACCCUCAUUCCGGAGGAGACGCACGAGAAGCAGCACUGAUGCUAAGAGGGAGACGUCCGAUGAGCCGAGUGCCCACCCUGUGGCUGCCCUGUCCGGCGCAACGAGGUCCCCCGCGUCUCGCACCUUGACGUCUCUGACGGGGCGGGGGGACGGGGGUCUAUUUAUUAACUGUAACUUUUAAAGUAAGAUUUUUAUUUUAUUUACUGCUAAGUUCAAGCUGUGCCUCGGGGACAAGUGUUUGCUGGGCACGGCUUGUUUUGGAUGAUGUGGGAGGGCACAUGCCCAGCCUCUGCAGCCGCUGCCAAAUGAUGAACCUGGCAUCGUCAGUCAACUUUGAGCAGCUUGAAGGAUGAACGAGGAGGAUGGAGUGGUAAGGUCACAUCCUGUAGCUGGCACUGGCACUUCCUGGCUGGCACUAAUGUCCCUAACCCCUUUGCCACCUCAAUGGCGACCCUCACUUCCCCAAUUAUCAUCACCACCACACCACACUUGUAAUUCGCUUGCUUCACGCCAGCCUGACUGCCCGGUUGCUCGGUGGAUGUGCCCUCCUCCUCUUGCUGUCUUCGAUGGGCACGGUGGGGAAGGCUGAUGGCAGGAUGCCAAGGUCGUCGGCCUGUGGGCAGUGUGUGGGGAUGGAGCUGCCGUCUCUGAUGAGCCACACGUGUUUACCUCUGAAGAGCAAACUGUCAUGCAGACAGGUGACAAAAGGAGCCCAAGUGCCACCCGAGCUUUUUCUACACCUGUCACAAAAUUCUUGUCACUUUCUAAACGAGAGCCUUUUUUUGUACAAUGACAAGUUGUAAAUAAAUAUUUGUAUAUUUUGUGCUUAAA
This is a messenger RNA of Erpetoichthys calabaricus (reedfish), 1929 nucleotides long. RefSeq names its product fatty acid 2-hydroxylase (gene fa2h). Gene Ontology annotation, molecular function: iron ion binding; heme binding; fatty acid 2-hydroxylase activity. Lineage: Eukaryota; Metazoa; Chordata; Cladistia; Polypteriformes; Polypteridae. Gene Ontology annotation, biological process: fatty acid metabolic process; lipid biosynthetic process. Bases 79 to 1137 code for a protein of 352 amino acids. The transcript is spliced from 7 exons. Gene Ontology annotation, cellular component: endoplasmic reticulum; membrane. The record is from RefSeq and is a predicted model, not a curated record.